Messenger RNA from Menidia menidia (Atlantic silverside), 3114 nucleotides. The record is from the annotation of a GenBank genome assembly. Lineage: Eukaryota; Metazoa; Chordata; Actinopteri; Atheriniformes; Atherinopsidae.
AUGCCAGUCAUGAGCGUGCCAGCCCAGCAGAAAGCCAGCGCCAAAAGAACGGGCAAGCGGAUCACCUUUUUCAGCGAUCAAACCGUAGCAAUGAAGGAGACCUCUCAGCAUCCCGAGGGAGCUUACUACGUCCCCAGCGGCACCGCGUCGGACCCGGGGCAGAGCGAGGCGGCGAGCACCGUCACCUCCAAUCCCGAGGGCCCUCACAUGUACCUCAGCUCCGUCAUCUUCAGCCCGGACAAGGGCGACCAGAGCCGGGGCCACUAUCAGCAGACCGUGCCAAUGAAGUGGCCCCACCAGGAGCCCAGUCAGCAGCAGCCGUCUCUGUCCCAGCAGCAGAGAGCCGCCACCUGGACCUCCAUGCCCAACUGGGGACAGAACUUUACAAAUUACAUCGGCGGACUGAACGUCACGGACUCCAGGACCCAGAACGCGUUUGCGAAAUCCAUGCACGAGACCUCCGGCCUACAGCCACAUCAGCAAGCCCCGAACAGAGCCGCGGACAAACCCGCCGCGGAGGCGUACAGGGACGCCGCCAAGCCCCGGGGGCUGGAGUGGGAGCAGCCGCAGCCGCAGCAGCAGCAGCAGCACCAGGCCUCCUUUCAGGAGACGCUGAAACCCGGAGCGCUGAACGCCCAGCAGCAGGGCGCCCCCCACCCCGGGGGGAGCUCGCCCGUUGUGGUCCACUCCCUGGAGUCCUCUGCCCCGGCGCCCCCGAAGAUCCAGGAGCCGCUCAUCCAGGACAUCACCCCCGAGCCGCGGCAGCCCUCCGACCCGCUGCCGGCCCCCCCGCAGGCCGAGCCGCCGCCGCAGACGCAGCUCCAGUCCCAGACGCAGCUGCGCCGGUCCCGCCGGCUGUCCAAGGAGGGCGGCGCCCCGUCCGACAACCCCUUCCUCCCCGCGUCCGCGGACCAGGUGGUGCCGGGGCCGCCGAGGCCCGAGAACGGGGCGCGGGACGUCCAGGCGGCGCCGACGGGCGUCAUCCAGAGCACGCGCAGGAAACGCCGCGUCUCCCAGGAAGUCAACUUGGAGAUGCUAGCUCAAGAGGCCUCUGAAAGAAAGUCUCCCACACGUGACAAGGAGCCGCACAGGCCGUGGAGCCCCGCUGAGCCCGACGGCAUGAACGCCAAGCGCCCGCGCGACGACAGCCUGCUGCCACUCGUCAUCCCCGUGUCUGUCCCAGUGAGGAGGCAGGAGCCCUCGUCUCCCGACAGGCACCCGGCAGCUCUGGCAUCCAGCUGGCCCCCCCGAGCUUCAAAUCCCCAGGACCUGGGCCGCGCAGACCACAAGCCCUCGGUAAUCGUCACCCGCCGACGCUCACUCAGGAAUUCCCUGUCAGAGAGCUCAGAGCAGAACGACUGCGCAGAGGGGGAAAAAGACGACGACGGCAAAAAGUCCAAACGGCGUCCCCGGCCCGAGCCCCUCUUCAUCCCACCACCCAAACCGGCCUUAUUCAUCGCCCCGCCCAUCUACUCCAGCAUCACACCCUACCAAAGCCACCUGCGCUCGCCGGUUCGCCUGGUCGACAACCCAAUCACAAUGCCCCCCUACACGCCUCCGCCCAUCCUCAGUCCUGUGCGAGAGGGCUCGGGGCUCUACUUCUCCACUUUCCUGUCAUCGAGUGCAGCCAGUGGCCCCGGCCUGCAGCCUUCUGCAACGCCCAAGUCAGCCUCCCGCAGCCUGUUGCGUUCCAACAGCUGCGACAUCACGCCACCAGUCUUGUCUGCUAUGAGCGAGGCCACUCCAGUCAGCAUUGAGCCACGGAUAAAUAUUGGAUCGCGCUACCAGGCGGAGGUGCCAGAGCUGAGACAGCGGGCAGCUGUCGAGCUGGAUCAGCAUCGAGCACAGCUGGUUUGGGCUCCACUGAACGAACUAGAGGAAAAACCUGACUUUCAAGGAAAAGUGGAAGACCUCAUGCACCUGGCCUGCUCCAGCGUUUUGUGUGGAGGAGGCACCAACCAGGAGUUAGCCCUGCAUUGUCUAUAUGAGUGUAAAGGGGACAUAAUGGCCGCUCUGUCCCAGCUCUUGCUGAGAAGUCCAAUUUUCCCCAAGUCUCAUCAUCUGUCCAACUACCAUUACUCAGUGGCGGACCCUCUAAGCCCGGGGCCCUGCCUCAAAGCGGGGGGCAGCUGCGGCAGUGAGAGUGUGGCGCUGAUGUCCUGGAUCACUCACAAGCGCAUCUCUCUGUCUCUGUUUUCAAACGUCUUUCUACCUGCCCCCCUCCCUCAAACAGGAUCAGACAGCUGGACGGCAGCUGAGAGGCGCCAGUUCAACAAAGCCAUUACCGCGUAUAAGAAGGACUUCUUCAUGGUGCAGAAACAGGUGACGACUAAGACGGUGGCGCAGUGUGUGGAGUUCUACUACACGUAUAAGAAACACGUGAAGAUGGGCCGCAAUGGGACGCUGACUUAUGGCGUGACGGAGCCUUCAGAGAGCAGGACCGCCCUGGAGGAGCUGGACCUCAAGGGCUCUCACAGACUGGAGCCACAGCAGGAGGAGGACAGCAGGAAGUGGGAAGGUUCAGCUGACAGGAAACAGGAUGUCUGUCCCUCCAGGGUUGCACACGCACUGCAGUCCACCGAGAACCCCGGGACGGUCCUGAUCAUGAAGGGCCGAGAGGACGGGGGCAGAGAACAGCCGCUGUCCAGGGCCAUCCACCCCCCUCACCCGCCCCCUCCCGCCUCCAAGCCGCGCCACGACGGAAACGCGCGAAAGACGAGCCCGGCGACGGGCAACAAGGGCUCGGCCGGUCAGGAGGGAGAGUUCCCCUGCAAAAAGUGUGGCAGGAUCUUCUACAAGGUGAAGAGCCGCAGCGCCCACAUGAAGAGCCACGCCGAGCAGGAGAAGAAGGCGGCGGCGCUGAGGCAGAAGGAGGCGGAGGAGCGGGCGGCGGCCGAGGCGGCGGCCAUACUGGCCGCCCGGCAGCAGAACGGGACGCGGCAGGUGGGCGGGGACAGCACCAACGAGGACUCGUCGGACGGGCAGGACGAGGAGGACGAGGACUGGCAGGCUCGGUCAAAUCAAAAGCCAUGCCGCUCCUCCCGGCGCUGUCCUGCCCUGCCUCCCCGCCGCGCCCUUCCUCAGCACUUUGAGUCUCGCAUCGCUUUGUCCUGA